Messenger RNA from Aspergillus puulaauensis, 1035 nucleotides. RefSeq names its product putative aldo-keto reductase (AKR13). NCBI's taxonomy places the organism in Eukaryota, Fungi, Ascomycota, Eurotiomycetes, Eurotiales, Aspergillaceae. The record is from RefSeq and is a predicted model, not a curated record. The transcript has 4 exons. The coding region runs from base 1 to 1035 and encodes 344 amino acids. Gene Ontology annotation, cellular component: cytoplasm.
AUGUCGACAGCACAAGUGCCUCUCCGUACCCUGGGUAAGGAUGGCCCUCAAGUUCCAGCCCUAGGCUUUGGUUUGAUGGAGUUGUCGUACCAGACUUAUGGAACGACCCCUGGCGAGGAGCAACAGUUUGCCAUUCUCGACCGUGCCCUGGAGCUGGGAGCAACAUUCUGGGAUACAUCUGAUCUCUACGGCGAUAGCGAGAAGCUCCUGGGUAAAUGGUUCCAGCGGACCGGGAAACGCAAUGAAAUUUUCCUUGCAAGCAAAUUUGGUUUCCUUGGAGGGCCCGGAAGUGUUGACAGUUCUGCGUCCUACUGCAAGACGGCCUGUGAGGCGAGUCUAGAGCGCCUUGGUGUCGACUCAAUUGACCUGUACUAUAUGCACAUGGCUAAUCCAGAGACCCCAAUCGAGGAAACUAUGCGAGCCCUGGUGGAGUUGAAAGCGGAAGGUAAAAUCAAGUACAUCGGACUCUCAAUGGUUUCGUCUACCACGCUGCGCCGCGCGUGCAAGAUUGCGCCAGUGACCGCUGUCCAGUCUGAAUACUCGGUGGUCUCGCGUCAUAUCGAGGGCGCCGCCGGGACUGACCUGUUGGCCACUUGCCGUGAGCUAGGAGUUGCUUUGGUCGCCGCUACACCAUUAGGCAGGGGACUAUUGACUUCUACGUUUAGUCAAGGUAAUGAGGUGGGGGAUGAACGAGACGCGCGCGUGAAAGUAAUGCCUCGAUUCCUGCCCGAGAAUCGAGAGCAAAACGUCAAGGCUGUGGGCCAAUUCAAAAAACUGGCGGAUGGAAAGGGCUGCAGCGUAACUCAGCUUGCCAUUGCCUGGCUUCUGAAGCAGGGGGAUGACAUUUUCCCCAUUCCUGGCACCAAAAGACUGAAGUAUCUGGAGGAGAACUGGAAAGCGCUGGAUAUCCUGCUCACAGACGAGGAAAACGCAAAGAUCAAGGCUUUCGGGGACUCUAUCGAGAUAGCUGGAGCCCUUGUACCAGACCAGUUUGUGGACUAUGUUUUCCGAGACACAAAGGAGGAGGUUGCAUGA